AUGUCUGUCCACAAAAAUGGUUUAGACUUUCCUUCAAAACAUUACCCUCAAAAUGGAAUAUCGGAUGAAAUUGUAAGCAAUAAUGGAAUGACGAAAUCUGAAACUGAGAAAUCAAGUUUUCAACGCAAUGAUAACACACAUCAUGCAAACUUCGUCACUUCACCCUCAGCCCCAUUCCAGAUGAAGGAUGCUUCCACUAAAGUGAAUUUUGACGAUCCAACGUAUCAAUCCGGUGCCUUUUUUCCUCAUUUUCGCUAUCGUUCGAUCCGAGAAAAAGAGAGUGAAAUGAAUAUCAAGGUUCUAAAGCAUUCAUCAGACGAAACUUUACAUAGUAAUCCCAAUUGGUCCCCAAACUGCGCAAGUGGGGAAGAGAGCCGUGAUGCCCUCUUUGUUUCCGUAAAGGUCUGUCGUGAUCGGUUCCCGUUUUCAAAAAGGUUUCAUUGCGAAGAAAAGAACAUCAACAGGAGAGGAAUCCGUGAAGGAUCUUUAGGAUUAUCAGCCUCGAAGUUCUACACUUCAAGCCAGGACAGAGCACAGACAGGUGUUGACGGCAAGACAGGCCAAGCGACACCCACUCCGAGAUCGGCCCUGCACACUCCUGAAGCUUCUGCGGGCAAUUCACCUAGCCUUUUCACCUCCAAAAGACAGCCGCUGCCUCGAGAGGAUUCGAAGCCUUCACCAGAAAGUAUCCCAGAAGAGACCUUGCAUGGAAAGCAUCCCGUGUGUGAGGGUUUUGCUUCUGGUCAGGUUCUCCUUGAAAGCCAAAAAGAUCUCCAACACGCACGCGAUGGUGACCAAAGCGAAAUCGAUCCAACUGUACCAUAUACUACAUCCCUCGUUCAAGAAACUUUGCAUAAUCGUCGAAAACACUCUGAUUGCCGUUUCAGACGACAAGGUUUUGAGCUCUCCCAAGAAAAAGUGAUUACCUCAGGAACUUUCUCCUCUUGUAUACCCCAGGUCGCCAUAUGCUUGCAUUCAUCAUCCACAAAGGAAUUUAUGGACCCUGCUCCUUCGCAGUUUUUGGCUCGGGAGCCCCAAUAUUUUGAGGAUAUCUCCAUCAUCCAUGGCGACCCUCAAUUAGCUGAUAAUGACGAUAGUCUCAUCCGUGAUAGGGCGUCUGGAACGAGAACGAGUAUUCAAAAAAAGUCAUCUUCAAGGAGUCAUGCAAGGCUUUACAACAAUGCUGACGAGCUGAACGUGUCCCGCAUUCCUCAUAACAGUGGUUUUAUGGACGAAAGUAUUCAAAGUGCACACGAUUCCUCAUCCUUGAGUCUACUCGCCGAUUGUCUUUGCCGAAAAGCUCGAUGGCUUGAAGAGGAAAAUCAGGCUCUACGGCGAUGGUUGCACCACGGUUUGCAUGACUACGGUGAAACCGCGACUUCCUUCCCCACAAAACCCGAUCAUCUUCGCCGUACAAACUCCUCACAAAGCCCAUUUAGUAUACAAUCUACAUCUCAUCUGGAAAGUCCGAAAGCUAUGCCACACAAGAGGAACCACUUUGUCGAUAUUACACCAAACCCCACCUCCAAAAAUCAACAUGGCAAUUGUGAGGAUGGCGUUGCUUUCUGUCAAUCUUCGGCCCGACAAGAAGAAAGAACCACAGCCUGCAAGGCGACCGCAUCAUCCGCCUCGAAAAUGCCUCAUAGCGCGCAAGAAGAGAGGGAAUCGACUCGAUUUAUGAGAAAAUCCUCCCCUUUCCAAACCUCCUCAACGCGUAGGAUGCCUUCAACCUCAACCAAUGUGCACCCUCAACGUGGCAUACCUGAGGGAAAAAGGAAUGCCGCUUUAGAUUUUCCAAUCUUUAGUGCAAGUCAUAGCUCGGGGUACAUGUCAUGGGAAGAGACUAAAAAAAGUGUCCCCACAUCUGAUAUCUUUCAUACUGCACGCGACCCUUAUAAAAGGCAAACUUCUCCUUCCGAGGUCAUCUGGAGACCUGAUUUAGAACGCCAAGGAUCCUUUAUUCGAGGUGCAGGUGCUCCUAAAGGACGCGAUGAUGGCGGUAUUAAGUAUAACGGUUUUACAAAAGAUAAAGCGGGUCUUGACGACAAGGAUUAUACUACGCCAAUUCGACCCCAUUCCUUACCUAGCAGUGCCCGAAAUGGCCCUCAGGCCCACAAUAAAGAUGCACCCGAGGAUCUUUUUCGCUUUGAUGCCUAUCGAAACUACCUAGAGGCCACUCAUCGGUAUCUUUGGGGGCUACAUCACGAAAUCUUGUCGACCAGCAAGAAACUUCAACAUAUACACAUUUCCACACCGCGGCGACGACAUGAAUCCUCCUCUAGUAAAAACACGGACUUCACGAGAGGUAUAAAUUAUCAGGGCUUUCAUGAAUCCUCCGCGUCAGCCCCAAAGCCGGAGGUUUCCGGGAACCGAGCUGAGGGAGUUUCCAAACCUGUAUUCAACCACACCAUGCAGAAUACACCGAUUAGUCCCCAGGCUUCAUUUCACGAUUUUCCUUCCUUUACAGCCCGAAGCCCGAAAAGUCGCACGGGUGGGAUGGGUUCGCGUGAUGGCCACUCCGUUUGUGAAGAAGAAGUUUCCCCCUCUGUGGUCCCUAAUAUCCAAAAUUGCGGUUUUUCCGGGCUUGCGAUGGCCACAUCUAUAGCCAGCCGAAGAAAAAACCUCGCCCCGAGAUCAUCCACGCCGCCUGAAUGGGGAUUAGGUCGGAAAGCCCAUGAAGGGAAGUGGAGGCCGCACACCGAUGUUUUUCGUGAAUUUCACGCGUCUCCUGGACAAGGUCCAACUACAACUCCGAUGGUUUGGCAUGUCGACAGCAAUGAGCCAGGGACGUUUGGAAAUAAACGGGGAAGUGCUUUUCAGAAAGACUUUGCUCAUUCAUCGGGUAGAGAGGAUAAACACGUGGGGGCCACCAUGUCAUCCGGGGAAUAUCAUUCUUUCUCUGAGGGAAGUAGACCAGUAAAUUCUCGGCGACUAGGGACUACAGUGCCGGGUCCAACUAUUUAUUCCCCACAAAGUUUAUGGACCGAAUUAACAAGUGAACACACAAGGGGGAUUCGAAACGCUUCUGAAAAUGAUUACAGGAAUACAAUAAUACCGUUAGUGGGUCGGAAUAAAGGAGAAUCAAAUCCCAGAGGCCAAUUUCAUGUAUCACCUCGCGUAUGCAGUCGAAAACCUUAUUCUUUCAAAUCCUGCAUCGACUCCGAUUCUGAUCCAUAUCCAUUUUCAAUCUCCAUUGAGACGGCACGAAGGAGUGCAGGGAAAGGAAACGAAAAUAAGAAAUGUCGUUUCAGUUUGCCUACAAACCUUCUUAAUUAG
This is a messenger RNA of Phytomonas sp. Hart1, 3276 nucleotides long. The record is from the annotation of a GenBank genome assembly. Lineage: Eukaryota; Euglenozoa; Kinetoplastea; Trypanosomatida; Trypanosomatidae.